Messenger RNA from Wallemia mellicola CBS 633.66, 723 nucleotides. Its product is annotated as Shwachman-Bodian-diamond syndrome protein. The record is from RefSeq and is a predicted model, not a curated record. The transcript has 4 exons. Lineage: Eukaryota; Fungi; Basidiomycota; Wallemiomycetes; Wallemiales; Wallemiaceae. The coding region runs from base 1 to 723 and encodes 240 amino acids. Gene Ontology annotation, biological process: ribosome biogenesis; cytosolic ribosome assembly.
AUGCCAAUCAAUCAGCCAUCUAAUCAGAUAAAGCUCACAAAUGUCUCUGUUGUACGUCUCAAAAAGGCCGGUAAGAGGUUUGAAAUAGCUUGCUACAAGAAUAAAGUUGGUGAAUGGAGGAAUGGAUCCGAGACUGAUAUCGAUAACGUUGUGCAGAUUUCCUCUGUUUUCACAAACGUUUCAAAAGGCGCGGUAUGCAAUAAUGAUGAGCUCCAGAAAGCUUUCGGUACUUCAGAUAAUGAUGAAAUCAUAAAGCAAAUUCUCAAGAAGGGUGAGCUCCAAGUAGGCGAGAAGGAGCGGGGACAUGAUUUGUCAAACAAGUGGAGAGAAAUUGCUACGAUUGUCGCCGAACGCUGCGUUGAUCCAGCAACAGGCAGACCAGUCACCGUGUCGAUGAUUGAAAAGGCUAUGCACGACGUGCACUACAGUGUGAACGCUAACAAGAAUGCUAAAUCUCAAAGUGGUGAGGUUAUCAAACAAAUUCAAGAGAAGGGUGUUCUUCCAUUGGCGAGAGCACAGAUGAGAGUUCGUAUAACGGCAGCCUCAAAAGAUGGCAAGAAUGUCAAGGAACGUAUAAAAGAAUACGUGAAUAAAGCUGAAGAUGAAGAUUGGAGUGAUGAAUGGGAAUAUAUCUGUCUCAUCGAUCCAUCAUCGUUCAAAGCCCUCAAUGAUUUGAAGUUGAACGCUCGCGUAGAAGUCUUAGAGAAUAGCGUAAAAGGAUAG